CACCACCCACCUGCCAUCGUCGUCUCCACAACCCAACCUCCGUCGUUCAACAACAACAACCCCCACAUCACUCAUCACCCCACCCCACCCACCUACUUGGUGCAUCCCACACUUGCAUACCUACGGGUACAUUCUGCAAUCGCUUGCCAUCCAAUCGCACGCAAACAGCAAACGCACAACACCCUUCGCACCCAAACUAGAAGAACAAUACAGGCUCAUGUCAUCCCCAGACGACAGGCCGACAACCGCCCCACCCGCAAUCGACGAGGCCUCCUCAAACGGCCAACCCUCUACAGCGCGAGAGUCCAUCUCUCUCAAGCGGGGCCGCGAGGGCUCGGUCGACCCUCAGGCAAGCGAAACUCCUACAUCGUCGCAUAUUGCCGCUAAGAAGAACCGCCUCGAGACUGCCACCGCCGGCGCCGACAUUGUCGAGACGGACGAGGAUGCUUCGGCGGCUACUAGCUCUCUGAAACCUUCGGGUGGGGACGCAGGCAAGGAAGGCCACACGGUUGGAGAGGUUCGCCGCAAGGUCGAGGAGCUCAACUGGGAGGAAGGCAAGGCGCCCCGAGAUGGGGCCGACAAGGCCGAGGUUGACGUCGAUGCGUCCGAGGACUCGAAGGACGAGUCCAAGGCCGACUCCAAGGCGGCUUCUGACGCCGCCGACAGCGCAGACUGGGUCAAGGUCAGCAAACCCGACGAGGACGGAGAGUCGGGCGGCACGUCGGAGAGCGAUUCGCCCUCGCUCAAGAGAAAGGCGGGCGACGAGCCCGACGCCAGCAGCGUCGCGUCGGACGAGAAGAAGCGCAAGUCGACCUCGCCUGCACCAGCGGAGCGCUCCGACAAGACUUCGCCGUCGGCGGCUGCGUCUGCGCCCUCGCCCUCUGCUCCACCAAAGAAGCCCCAAGCGACCUUUGGCGCGUUCAGCUCCAAGUCGUCGCCAUUCGCUUCAGUGUCGUCGUCGUCGUCGCCUUUCGGCUCGGCUGCGGCGUCGUCGUCGCCCUUUGGCUCGGCUGCGGCGUCGUCUUCGCCUUUUGGAUCUGCGGCGGCGACCUCGUCACCAUUCGGAGCGGCCGCAGGCUCGUCAUCUCCAUUCGGCUCGGUCAAGCCCAAGUCUGCGUUCGACUCGACUGCUCCGACCGCCGCCAAGCCUGGUGGAACAUCAGGCUUUGGCAACUACUCUAAUGCGUUCAGCCAAUUCGCCAAGAAGCCAGCCGCGACAGCAGACGCCGACAAGCCUGAGGCUUCCUCAUCCAGUACCUUUGGCGACAUCCUAAGGGAGAAGGGUGCGGAGGAGAAGGAGGAGAAGGUGCACUUGGACAAGCAGGAGGUCUUCACUGGAGAGGAGGACGAGGAGACCGUGUUCCAGACGCGCGUCAAGCUGUUCAGCAUGGAGACGGAGCAGGGUGCCUGGAGAGAGCGAGGCCUUGGAGCUCUCAAGCUCAACAAGCGGAGGGCUGACGGUGGCGGUGCCCGUCUUGUGAUGCGUGCGGACGGUGUGCUACGUGUCAUUCUCAACGCUUCGCUCUAUGUUGGCAUGACCUGCCUGGAAGACGGCAAGCAUGUCAGGACCACCGUGUUCGAGGGUGGUGAGCGCAGAUUCAUCACCAUCAGGACCGCCAACCCCAAGGUGGCUGCCGAGUUGAGCGCUGCGAUCCAAGAGCACACGCCAUUGGAGUCUGCGCGCUCUACCUCUGCUGCUGCGCGAUCUCCGUCCGCUGGAGCCAAGGAAAGCGUCUAAGCAUGUUCCUGUUCCUCGGUCAUUCAUCCAUUCACCCUGCACCCGGUGUCGGUGCAUUAUCCCCAUCCCGACUUACAACAGUAGGGCUGGGUGUUGUCGCUGCACAUCCGUACAUAUCCCUCCCCCCUCCCCACUGCCUCUCUGUUCUCUCACACGUCCCACUCUCCCUGCACAGCCCCUCCGCCGCCUCUGUACGCUGGUAGUAUCCCGUCGUCCGUCUUGUCCGUGCUAGAACGGGCAGGUGGGGCAACUGUAGUAUGCAUUGCGGGGUAAUCGCGAG
Molecule: messenger RNA, 2018 nt
Organism: Vanrija pseudolonga
Lineage: Eukaryota; Fungi; Basidiomycota; Tremellomycetes; Trichosporonales; Trichosporonaceae
Gene: hba1
Product: Brefeldin A resistance protein
Exons: 7
Coding region: 218-1738 (506 amino acids)
Biological process (GO): intracellular transport
Cellular component (GO): nuclear pore; cytoplasm
Molecular function (GO): GTPase activator activity
Source: RefSeq, a predicted model, not a curated record